Toxotes jaculatrix (banded archerfish) is the source of this 2881-nucleotide messenger RNA. RefSeq names its product collagen alpha-1(IX) chain-like. The transcript is spliced from 38 exons. Bases 1 to 2844 code for a protein of 947 amino acids. Lineage: Eukaryota; Metazoa; Chordata; Actinopteri; Toxotidae. The record is from RefSeq and is a predicted model, not a curated record.
AUGGCCUUCCACAGCUCUGCUCUGACGAGAAAGCAACCACGGCACCUAUCGAUGUCGGCAUACUCCCCUGUCUGCGUGGCUCUGCUGUCCCUCCUUCUCGCUCCAGCACUUGGACAACUAGAUCUCAACCGACUGGAUGGUGAUACCGUCUGCCCACCAAUGAGAAGCGGACAAGACGACCUUCCAGGUUUUGAUCUGAUCACCCAGUUCCAGUUGGAUGUGAUCCCCCUGAAAGGUGUGAGGAAGGUGGACGGCUCCACUCCCCUCCAGGUGGCCUACCGCCUCGACAGGGAGGCCAACUUCCAAAUUCCAACCAUGUUAAACUUUCCCCGUGGCUUCCCAGACGAGUACUCCUUCAUGGCGACCUUUCGCAUGAUCAAGAACACGGUGAACAAGGUGUGGAACGUCUGGCAAAUAGUGGAUGAAGAUGGCAACAAACAAGCUGGACUGAGGCUGAACGGCGACCAGCAGGCUCUGGAAUACUUCCUGAUGGGGGCCGAUGGCAACCUGCAGACCGUCACCUUCCCAGGUCUUUCUGUGCUCUUCAACACCAAGUGGCACAAGGUGAUGAUCGGCGUGGAGCACGACCAGGUCACUCUGUAUGUGGACUGCCAGCCCGUGGAUCAGAAACCCAUCAAGGGCAAAGGCCCUAUCAACACAGAGGGAGACACUCUUAUUGGCCGACUGGAUGCCGAUCCUGACGCCUCUGUAGUGUUUGAGCUCCAGUGGAUGUUGAUUCACUGCGACCCAAAGAGAGCCCAGAGAGAGAGCUGCAACGAGCUGCCUGCCACAGAGAUGUAUGCCAAUGCUGAGCCUGACAAAUCACUCCAGGGCCCCCCAGGAGCCCCUGGCCCAGAGGGCCCUCGAGGGCCCCCAGGAGAAAAUGGCAGAGAUGGAAGAGAUGGUCUUCCAGGGUCUCCUGGCAGUCCAGGCACUCCUGGCAGCAAAGGAGAGCAGGGGGAGAUUGGUCUUCCUGGACAGAGAGGCGUGCCUGGUCUUCCAGGAGCUGCUGCUUCUCCUGGCCCAAUGGGCCCCAGAGGGCCUGUAGGAGAGAGAGGUCUUCCUGGCUUUCCUGGACCUCCAGGUCCUCCUGGCCCAGCAAGUGAAGGACCUGCUGGACCACCAGGGAAACCAGGAAUCCCAGGAGAUGAAGGAAACAUUGGGCCUGAGGGUCCACCUGGACCCAGAGGGGGACCCGGCAUCCAAGGGCCUCCUGGCCCUCCUGGUCCACCAGGGCCUGUGGGACUGCCUGGUGCCAGCAAUGAGGGAAGUGGGGAACCUUGUCCUGCUGCCUGCCCUGCUGGACCUCAGGGAAUGGCUGGACUACCAGGGAUGAAGGGUCACAAAGGUAUGGCUGGGGAGCCUGGAAAAGAUGGAUUGCCUGGAGAGAAGGGAGAAUCUGGAGCACAAGGUGCCCAGGGACCACCAGGUCGCAUGGGAGAUGAUGGUCAAAGAGGGCCCAUUGGAUUCCCUGGAGCUGCGGGAGAGAAGGGAGACAGAGGUCCUCCUGGUUUCAAUGGCGUCCCAGGACCCACUGGCCCGCCUGGAGCUCCUGGUGUGGAAGGAAUCCGUGGACGUCAGGGCUUGCAGGGGUCCAAGGGUGACGAUGGAGCUGUGGGACCUCAAGGAGAGCAGGGACCUCCAGGGGAAAAAGGAGACGUUGGAGAGCCUGGAGCAGAUGGCUUGGAUGGACUUCCUGGAGCUGAUGGCGCUAAGGGAGAGCCUGGUACUCCUGGGGCUGUUGGUGUCAGGGGGAUUGUGGGUAUUCCGGGCCUGCCAGGGAAGCAGGGAGUAGCCGGACCCCCUGGUGCAAAGGGUGAUACUGGUGCUGAGGGACCCAUCGGGCCAGUUGGACUUCCCGGAAAGACUGGUGAGCCUGGAAAAGAUGGAGAAGAUGGAAAACCUGGAGACAAAGGAGCAAUUGGUGAGUCAGGAAAACAAGGACCAGUGGGGCCUGCAGGUCCUCCAGGCAUCCAGGGUGACAAAGGAGACAAAGGUGACACUGGUGCCAAAGGAAUGAAGGGUCAUACUGGACUCAAAGGCGAUCAGGGACCUAUGGGACCAGUGGGACCAAAGGGCAGUCUGGGGGACACAGGUCUGGCAGGAGAUCCUGGGGUGAAGGGAGACCAGGGUCCACCUGGUGUUCCUGGAAUCAAAGGAGAGCGUGGAGAGAAGGGCCAAAGAGGAGCAGCAGGGAUUGAUGGCAGACCGGGCCAGCCAGGCCACGAGGGUUUGGCCGGUCCAAUGGGAGCUCGAGGGCUGGAGGGAGAACCAGGCCUUCCUGGAGCACCAGGUCCCAGAGGUCUACCUGGCCCAAAAGUGAGUGACGAGAAGCUUCGGGAAAUGUGCUCAGCCGUUGUAGAAGAGCAAUUAGCAGAGUUAAAGAAAGAGCUUCUGAAGAAGCCAGCAGCCAUUGGUGCCCCUGGCAUCCCUGGACCAGCAGGACCUCCUGGCCCCCCUGGACCAGCUGGAGCAGCAGGAGCUCAAGGGCUGAUGGGUCCCAAAGGCCCUCCAGGCUUCUUUGGACUACCAGGUGCACCAGGCAAGAGAGGUGAUGCUGGGGAAAAGGGAGACAAAGGAGACAAAGGAGAGGAUGGGGUAGGAAUCAAAGGAAGCCCAGGCGCGCCGGGUGCACCAGGUGCACCAGGCGCCCCUGGCAUUGGCAAGGAUGGCAAAAAUGGAGAACGUGGAGAGACAGGAAGUCCUGGUGUCCCAGGAGCAGCUGGUCCAAGGGGACCCUCAGGACCACCCGGCCUUUGUGACCCAUCAACCUGUGGCCGAAUUCCUACCUUACCUCUCUAUAUGGUCAGCGGAAAGAAAUCUGCCAGCUACAAAAACCCAUGAGACAUCACAGCUCACUGACACAUUCCAGAUCUCAUCC